Monopterus albus (swamp eel) is the source of this 1836-nucleotide messenger RNA. Lineage: Eukaryota; Metazoa; Chordata; Actinopteri; Synbranchiformes; Synbranchidae. The record is from the annotation of a RefSeq genome assembly.
AUGCCCUCUCUUCACAUCAUCUUAACCACAAGCUUUAUUAUUACCUUGGUAAUCUUAAUCUCUCCUGUCUUUACCUCUAUUCUAUAUAAAUCUCUAAACCCCAACUGACACACACACCACAUCAAAACAGCCGUCAAAAUAGCCUUCUUUACUAGCCUUCUCCCCCUUUUCUUGCACCUGCACACAGGUACAGAACUUACAAUCACUAACCUACACUGAAUAAAUAUUAUAACCUUUGACAUCAACACUAGCUUUAAACUAGACCACCUCUCCAUUACAUUUGUCCCCAUUGCUCUAUACGUAACCUGAGCCAUCUUAGAAUUCGCAUCCUGAUACAUAAAAUCUGACCCAAACAUCAACCAGUUCUUUAAAUUCCUCCUCAUUUUCCUCAUUGCCAUAGUCACCCUUGUGACCGCGAAUAAUAUAUUUCAACUAUUCAUUGGGUGAGAGGGAGUAGGAAUUAUAUCCUUCCUACUCAUUGGCUGAUGAUGAGCCCGAGCAGACGCAAACACCGCUGCACUUCAAGCAGUCCUUUACAACCGAGUUGGAGAUGUUGGACUUAUUUUUGCACUAGGAUGAAUAGCCACCAACUUAAACUCUUGAGAAAUACAACAAAUAUUUAUUACAGCCAAAUCCCUAGAUAUAAAUGCACCCCUCAUUGGACUAAUCCUUGCAGCCACGGGAAAAUCUGCUCAAUUUGGCCUACAUCCUUGACUCCCAUCUGCCAUAGAAGGCCCCACUCCUGUCUCUGCCCUACUUCACUCAAGCACAAUAGUUGUCGCAGGUAUUUUUCUUCUUGUACGUCUAAGCCCUCUCAUACAAGACAACCCCUUCGCCCUAACUACCUGCCUUAUCCUAGGCGCACUCACUACACUAUUCACCACAAUUUGUGCUUUAACACAGAACGACAUUAAAAAAAUCAUUGCAUUUUCCACAUCCAGCCAACUAGGCCUAAUAAUAGUUACUAUCGGCCUAAACCAACCAUAUCUUGCCUUUCUACACAUUUGCACCCACGCCUUUUUCAAAGCAAUACUCUUCCUCUGCUCCGGUGUUAUUAUUCACGCCCUAAAUAACGAACAAGAUAUUCGAAAAAUAGGAGGCCUUCACUAUUUAAUCCCCACUACCACCUCCUGCCUUACUAUUGGAAGCCUAGCCCUGAUAGGAACCCCCUUCCUAGCGGGCUUCUUCUCAAAAGACGCCAUCAUUGAAGCCCUAAACAACUCUUACCUUAACGCCUGAGCCCUUGCCCUCACCCUUCUAGCUACCUCUCUUACCGCCGCGUACAGCUUACGAAUAAUCUUUUUUGUUAACAUAAAUUUUCCCCGGUUUCCAGCCCUCUCCCCUAUCAACGAAAACAUUAAAUCUAUUACCAACCCCCUCAAACGACUUGCAUGAGGAACCAUUUUAGCCGGGCUCCUAAUAACUUGCGCAGUCCUCCCUCCCAAGCCCCCUAUGCUAUCCAUACCCCCCUACAUCAAACUAACUGCCUUAGUAAUUACUAUUUUAGGCCUCACCAUUGCCCUAGAGCUCGCCCUUUUUACUAACAAACAACGUCCCUACAUACCAAAACAAUACUUCUACUUCUCUACCAUACUAGGCUAUUACCCCACAAUCAUACACCGCUUCUUCCCCUAUACCUUCCUAAAACUAAGCCAAACCAUUGCUACUAUAACCAUCGACCAGACCUGGUUGGAAAAAACAGGCCCUAAAACUAUUACCUCUCUAAACCUCUCCCUUGCAACAACCACAAGCAACAUCCAAAAAGGUAUAAUCAAAACAUUUCUCUCCCUAUUCUUCACCACAUUAAUAAUUAUCAUUUUACUAAACUACUAUUAG